ACUGUAUAAUAUUAAACGCUUUAUAUUAACCACGAUCCAUGCUCUGUAUAAUGAGUUAAAGCAAGCCUGCUGUAAGGGAAAAAGACAAAUUAGCAAAGUGGAUACACGGACCCAGAGCACGAUGAUGUGCAAGAACAUCCUGCACUAUAUAAUAAUGCAGAGUAUCUCCGCACUGGAAAUGAACACGCUGAGCCCUAAUCUAGAUCUAUCACUGUCACAUACAGAUCUGUCCAAGAUGAGUGUGUAAGAGGAUAAUUACCCCGUAUACGUCAUCCCCUCCUUUCCUUUUAUCUCCAGUCCCCCAGCCUAAGGGGUAUAUAAAGAAGUUCUUUUAUAUCGAGAAACUAAAUCUCUCCUGCUCUUCGGCACAUAUUUCAGCACUUCCAGCGAUCGAGUGCGCACUCUAAACCUAAAUCUUGGAAACAGGGAAGAAGAUCGAAUAUCCCAAAGACCAACAAUGCACUUGUCCCUAUACCUUGUGCUGCUCCAUCUCGGCUGGUGUGUUCAAUGUGACAUUCUGUAUCCGAAUUACAGUUAUAAGCAGAAGCCCAGAUCUAUCAGAGAGAUAUACUUGCAGACACAGGGCGACGAUCCCAUACAGAGUAAUGACCGAUCGAUGGAUGAGCAAGAAGAAGACUUUGUAAGGGGACUUUCGGACAAUAGGAUGGAGAGGCAUGUGGAUGCUAUGUUCACCAAUACCUACAGAAAGUUCCUGGGCCAGAUCUCAGCCAGACGGUACUUACAGAACAUGAUGGGAAAACGACUAGGGCAAGACAACAAGGAAUGGAAAGGACUGCAGCUUGGUGACAAUGACAAGACAAUUAGAGAUGCUUUGGAGACUCUUCUGAGGGAAAGUGAAGGUCCUGAAAGGAGAGAAGAGCAGCCUCCAUACGCCUGGCUUUAGCAGCUACCCCGGUGGAAAGAGGAGAGAACUGCACUGUUAAGUGAAAACCACAGGCAGGGAUUAGUGAGGUUUAACCACCUGAAGUUGCUGAAAAAAAGAAUAUAAUUGCUAUGUAUAUUCAGAUGGCAGAUGAAGGCUUAACUCCUUCCUGGUGUGCAUAUAAAUAUUGUCUCAUAUCAUAA
This is a messenger RNA of Pelobates fuscus (common spadefoot toad), 1086 nucleotides long. RefSeq names its product growth hormone releasing hormone (gene GHRH). The record is from RefSeq and is a predicted model, not a curated record. Gene Ontology annotation, biological process: positive regulation of multicellular organism growth; growth hormone secretion; positive regulation of cell population proliferation. The transcript is spliced from 6 exons. Gene Ontology annotation, cellular component: extracellular region; perikaryon; terminal bouton. Gene Ontology annotation, molecular function: peptide hormone receptor binding; growth hormone-releasing hormone receptor binding; neuropeptide hormone activity. Lineage: Eukaryota; Metazoa; Chordata; Amphibia; Anura; Pelobatidae. Bases 458 to 904 code for a protein of 148 amino acids.